This is a messenger RNA of Camellia sinensis, 2792 nucleotides long. RefSeq lists its product as uncharacterized. The record is from RefSeq and is a predicted model, not a curated record. Lineage: Eukaryota; Viridiplantae; Streptophyta; Magnoliopsida; Ericales; Theaceae.
GGCUCGCCGUAAUUUCAGGACCUAUUUGUUUUCCACUGGAACUCUCUCUCUCUCUUCUAUCUCUCCGUCCUAAUCCUCUAUUUCCUCCACUCUCUCUCCUUCCACACACACACGCGUAUCUGUAUCUAUACAGAUUAUACACAUAUAUACUAAUAUUUUCCAGGAAUAGAGGUUUCGAGCUUCAUUGAAAGCAAAGACAACUUUCAGGUUUCUUCUCCAUGUUUUUUCUCUGCACAGUGAAGCAUUAGUGUAAGUUCACUCACAAACACUCUAUUUGUUUUACUUUCUCGAGAAAAAAUCCCAGUCCUUUACUUUGUCAUUAAAUUUUCCGGGAAUGUGUUUGUCGGCGGGUUUUCCGGGAAACUGGGUAGUUAGUUAUUUAGAUUAGUUUUUGGUGGGUCUUUUUUUAUGUCUCCGAUGCCAGAGAAAGCUGCAAACUCUGUGCCACCAUAUUCAUGCAUUUUCCGAUUGAAUCCGAUGAUUCAUUGGUCGUUUAAGGUCCUAACUUUGUCAGUUUUUCUCGGAAUUUUGAUCGUUUGGGGGAUUGAUGGAUGGAGUGUUAGUAGUUUUCAUAAUGAUUUUCUUGUUUUCAAACUCAGUAACCAAACUCGAAUCAAUGAGAAUUUGAUUCCUUAUAUUGCCUCUGUUCAUCCCAAUUUAACCUUCCAUGGAAACACUCACCAAAAUCUGUCACAAACCCAGAAAAAUUUGACCUCAUAUGUGACCAUUAUCCCUCCCAAUCUCACACACGUCAAUUUUACCCAUUUUGGCUCCCAAAAUUUUGUAAAUCUGACAAACCCUCCAUCUUCAUCUCCAUCUUCCUUGGAUUGGAUUUCAACUGAACUAGACCCAAACUAUACGUCAAAUCUUCUAUCUGGAUGGUUAGCUCCAGGUGGUGAGCCAUGUAGAGAUUCAAAAACAGUGGAGAUUUCAAUCCCAAGUUUGGAUAGUCAUGGUGUGAUUGAAUUACCAACAGGCCAAAUCCAUGAGUUUGUGUUCCAAGCUUUGGAUGAGUCAGGGAAGCCUCACUGCUUAGGUGGUGAUUACUUCGAAACCGACCUCUCUGGCGAUCGAUGGAAGUCUCGGCCACCGAUCAAAGAUUUGGGCAAUGGAACCUACUCUUUUUCUCUCCAAAUCCACCCAGAUUUCGCUGGAGAUUACAAUCUCACUAUAAUCUUACUCUUCAGACACUACGAGGGUCUGAAAUUUUCUCCACAAAGAUUCGCAAUUGACAAACAAGUUCGCAAAAUCCCACUCAAGUUUUUCAAAUCAAUGGCUGAAUUGCAAGAAAUUGGGCUCUGUAACAAAUCUGAUUUUGCGAGAAACGUGUGGUCUGGUCGGUGGACUCGCCAUGGGAAGAACGAUAGUUGCUGGGUUGACAGCGAAGGUCGAUUCAAAUGCUUCGAACCCACAUACCCAUGUCAGGGUCCAUGGUGUCAUGGAAAUUUGGGAGUUUUGGAGAGCAAUGGUUGGACCUAUUCGACCCAUUGUUCGUUUCGAUUGUUUUCACGGGAAUCAGCCUGGGAUUGUUUACAAGGUCGGUGGAUCUUCUUCUGGGGAGACUCGAAUCACUGCGAUACGAUUCGAAACAUGCUUCAAUUCAUACUCAAUGUGGAGGACAUCAAAGUGGUUCCGAGGAGAUUUGACAUGAACAUUACGAACCCGAAACAAUCGUCACAAGUUGUUCGGAUUACGAGCAUUUUCAAUGGCCACGAAAACGCAUCUGGGAAUUACCAGGGCUUGAAUUCGCUCAAAGACGAUGGGUACAGAGAGCUUUUGAAGCACUACUUUUCUGGGGAAAAAGUUCCUGAUUCUGUGAUUAUGAAUUCUGGGUUACACGACGGCGUGUUUUGGGGGAAUAUUAGGAGGUUCGCCGAUGGGGCGGGGCGCGCGGCGGCGUUCUGGGAGGAGGUGAUGGGGUCGGUGCGGCGGAGAGGGGUGGCGGUACCAGAAGUUAUUUACCGGAGCACGGUGGCGACGGGUGGUUAUGCGCGGAGCCUGGCGUUUAAUCCGAGCAAAAUGGAGGCUUUCAAUGGGGUAUUUCUGGAGAAGUUGCGGCGGCGUGGGGUGGCGGAGAUGGUGGUGGACCACUUCGACAUGACUUUUCCGUGGCACUUCGACAACCGCUGCAACGACGGCGUUCACUACGGCCGAGCUCCGGCGAACGCGCGGUGGCGCGACGGUGAGUUUGGGCACCAGUACUUUGUGGACCUAAUGUUGGGCCACGUGUUGCUCAACGCCCUAUGCGCAAGAUAGCAUUGUGGAGGUGUUUUUAAUGAUAACGUGCGCCGUCGGUGGAUCAAUUUUGAAUGGGCCUUUGGGCUUAAAAGCUUGGAUGUCACAAAUAUGGAGUUUUGUGUACAAGUGUGUUUGGAUCUAGCUUUGGGACAUGGCAUGUGGAAUGAUGAGAUUUUGACAACGCAAAAAUGGGUGAUGAAUGGCGAUGCUCUCUGGACGUAUAAUAAUUAUGUGAAAUGUAUGUGGACAAAAGGCCCAUUUAUAUGAGAUGUUAUUGUAUGUUGGAGUCACACAGCUGUGCAGAAAGCAUACAAUAGUUUUUCAUAUAUAUAUAUAUAUAUAUAUUGAUUUAUGUAUUAUAAUUCAUGUACAAUUUCUUGGCUCCAUAGGGGGGCCAUAGUUUAGUUUGCCACGUAUGAGUUUUUACUAUUAGAUAUGGAAGAUUAUUUAUUAAUUUGUUGUGAUGGAAGUUCUCAAAGGACAUACAUGCCUUGUCUUGUCUUGGCUUGUUGUGGUUAAUGGUUUUAUAAUAUUGUUCUUAUUACUUAAUUAAA